AUGGCCUCUUUGCGUGUCUUGUCUCGUUCCCAGUUGCGAAUCGCUCGGGUUGGCCUCCCUCACACUGCAUUCCGAUGCUAUGCGACCUCGAAACCUCAAACCUUGAAGGAGAGACUCGCCGAGCUCAUCCCAAAGGAGAUCGACAAUGUAAAAGCCAUCCGUGCAGAGCAUGGAAAGAAGGCAUUUGGACAAGUUACGGUCGACCAGGUAUACGGCUUGCUCGGUAGCGGUAUGCGCGGUUUGCCGGCCUUGCUCUGGGACGGCUCAGUGCUCGACGCGGAGGAGGGAAUUCGCUUUAGAGGCAAGACCAUCCCCGAAUGUCAGGCUGAACUUCCCAAGGCGCCCGGAGGUUCAGAGCCGUUACCAGAGGGUCUCUUCUGGCUUCUCGUAACGGGUGAAGUUCCCACAGACGCUCAAGUAAAGGCGCUCUCCCAAGAAUGGGCGCAUCGUGCAGCGCUCCCCGAGUUUGUCGAGGAGAUUAUCGACAGAUGCCCACCUAGCCUCCACCCAAUGUCUCAGUUCUCCAUUGCAGUAACGGCUCUCAAUCAUGAGUCUGCAUUCGCAAAGGCUUACCAAGAAGGCAUCUCCAAGAAGGAUUACUGGGGACCCGUCUUCGAGGAUUGCAUGGAUCUCAUCGCCAAACUCCCUAACAUCGCCGGCCGCAUUUACCGCAAUGUCUUUGGCAGUGGAAAACUCCCUGCCAUCGAUACAUCAAAGGACUACUCCUACAAUCUCGCCAAUCUUCUUGGCUUCGGUGACAAGGAGGCUUUUGUUGAGCUUCUCCGCCUCUACAUCACGAUCCACUCGGACCAUGAAGGCGGUAACGUCUCUGCCCAUACUGGAAAACUCGUUGGUUCUGCUCUCUCCGAUCCCUUCCUUGCAUUCGGUGCUUCACUGAAUGGUCUUGCUGGACCCCUACACGGUUUGGCCAACCAAGAAGUCCUUUUAUGGUUGAUGAAGAUGAAGAGCAAGCUCGGAGAUGCACCAACUGACGAGGCGGUCAGAGGAUACAUCUGGGAUACCCUGAACGGCGGUCAAGUGGUCCCUGGCUAUGGCCACGCGGUACUCAGGAAGACUGACCCAAGAUACACUGCCCAGCGAGAAUUCGCCCUCAAGCACCUCCCCAACGAUUCGCUCUUCAAGCUCGUCGGCCAGAUCUACAACAUUGCCCCAGAGGUUCUUCUCGAGGCCGGCAAGGCCAAGAACCCAUGGCCCAACGUCGACGCUCACUCUGGUGUCCUUCUUACUUAUUACGGCUUGACCCAGAUGCAGUUCUACACUGUUUUGUUCGGUGUCUCACGCGCCUUUGGUGUUGCCGCUCAGCUCAUUUGGGAUCGUGCCCUCGGCGCUCCUCUCGAGCGACCAAAGAGUUAUUCCAGCGAAGCCAUCAAGAAGAUGUUUGCCAACAAGUAA
This is a messenger RNA of Serendipita indica DSM 11827, 1413 nucleotides long. NCBI's taxonomy places the organism in Eukaryota, Fungi, Basidiomycota, Agaricomycetes, Sebacinales, Serendipitaceae. The record is from the annotation of a GenBank genome assembly.